ACUUUGACAGUGAACUUUACCCUUGCGGUAUAUGAUAUCCGACUGUGGACUUCAAGACUUUCAAACGGGCUUUGUUUUAAUCUUUUUUUUGGUUGUCUAGCAAGAAUGGUUCCGUCAGUUCGAAGAGUGUUUGUGGUGGGAGUAGGCAUGACAAAGUUUGAAAAACCUGGAGCAAGAGAAAAUUUCGACUACCCAGACAUGGCUAAAGAAGCAGGUCAGAAGGCUUUAUCUGAUGCUGGUAUUUCCUAUUCUGACGUGAAGCAGGCUUGUGUUGGAUAUGUUUAUGGUGACUCGACCUGUGGUCAGUGUGCCAUCUAUCACAGCUUAGGAAUGACUGGAAUUCCCAUCAUCAAUGUCAACAACAAUUGCUCUACUGGAUCUACAGCUCUGUUUAUGGCUCGACAACUAAUAUUAGGAGCAGAUUUUCAGCAUAUGCAAAAUGCAAUGGAGGAACUUAACAGUAUAGCUAAAAACAUUACAGUAUUUGAAAUGCAAAUGAUCUUGUUUGAAAACAAGAUGUUAAUGCUUUAA
Messenger RNA from Protopterus annectens (West African lungfish), 531 nucleotides. Its product is annotated as sterol carrier protein 2-like. The coding region runs from base 106 to 531 and encodes 141 amino acids. The record is from RefSeq and is a predicted model, not a curated record. Lineage: Eukaryota; Metazoa; Chordata; Ceratodontiformes; Protopteridae. Gene Ontology annotation, molecular function: acyltransferase activity, transferring groups other than amino-acyl groups. The transcript is spliced from 5 exons.